This is a messenger RNA of Dendrobium catenatum, 2394 nucleotides long. Its product is annotated as F-box/LRR-repeat protein 3. Lineage: Eukaryota; Viridiplantae; Streptophyta; Magnoliopsida; Asparagales; Orchidaceae. The transcript has 8 exons. Gene Ontology annotation, molecular function: protein binding. Gene Ontology annotation, biological process: SCF-dependent proteasomal ubiquitin-dependent protein catabolic process. The record is from RefSeq and is a predicted model, not a curated record. Gene Ontology annotation, cellular component: SCF ubiquitin ligase complex. Bases 124 to 2235 code for a protein of 703 amino acids.
CCCACAGUUUCUGUUAAAGUUAGUUGCAACUCUUUUUAUUUCUGCAACUCUUACGCCCUUCUAUAAUUCACUAGCAGAAGGAAGCAACCCUAAUCUUCAACAUCUCUUGCCAUCAAGUUCUUCAUGGGAAAAAAUAUAACCCUUCACAGCAGAACUUGCGUCUCCGAAGCCCUGGAAACCCAAGUCCCGGGCGUCGUCUUCACGAAACCCUCCGGUGAUCCUUGCCCCUUGAAGAAGCACCGAUUCUCUGAAGAUCCCAAGCCCAACCUCUUUGACUCCCUCUCCGAAGAGCUCCUCUUCCUGAUCCUCGACCAUCUUGAUUCCAAUGACUUGGACAAGAAAUCCUUCUCACUCGUCUGCAAAUCCUUCUACGGUGCUGAAUCACGUCACCGGAGAACCCUCCGCCCUCUUCGCUUGGAUCUAAUGCCGGCCGUCCUCUCUCGCUACCUUUCCAUUUCCCACAUCGAUCUCUCCUGCCGCCAUCGCGUCUCAGACGGCGUCCUCGCCUGGAUCGCCAUUGCAGUUGGACCCUCACUUCUCUCCAUCGACCUGUCGAGGUCGAGGUCAUUCUCGCAUUUCGGACUUGGUAGCUUGGCGGCUGGCUGCUUGUCGCUGGUGGAAAUAAAUCUGUCGAACACGAAUGAUCUGAGCGACGCGUCGGCUGCGGCCAUUGGGCGGUUGAGGAAUCUUGAGAAGCUGUGGUUAGCGAACUGUAAACUUUUGACCGACAUGGGGAUUGGUUGCAUCGCUGUGGGGUGCCGCAAGCUGAAGUUGCUCUCUUUGAAAUUUUGCCUGGGGUUGACUGAUUUGGGAAUCGGGCUGGUGGCUGUGAAGUGCAGGGAGAUCCGAAAUUUAGAUCUCUCGCACACGACGGUCACAAAUAAAUGCCUUCCAGCAAUCAUUCAGCUACCUUAUCUUGAGAAGUUGUCCUUAGUGAAUUGCCAUUACCUUAACAAGGAAGGCCUUUUAACUUUGAAACUGGGAUCCAAGUCCCUCGAGGUACUGGAUUUAAAUUGUCCAUAUGUUGGUGAUAAUGCAUUAUAUAGCAUAGUGAUGGGUGCUGUCAACUUGCGUCAACUAAUACUGGCGCACUGCGUCCCUGUUACCGACCGUUUGGCUAACAGCUUGCAUAGACUUGCCAAGCUGGAGACAAUAAAGUUGGAAUGUUGCCAUAUGACCACUCCGGGGCUUCUCGCCCUUGGAAGUUCUUGCAAUUCUUUGAAAGAGUUGAGCUUAGUCAAAUGCUUUGGGGUGACUGAUGAAGGUCUUUCCUUUGUUGUGUCAAAGAACAAAGGUUUAACUAAAUUAGACAUCACUUGCUGUCGGACUAUAACGGACAUCUCAAUUGCUAGCAUCACUAGCUCAUGCACAUCUCUAAUGUCACUGAGGAUGGAGUCAUGUAUUCUGGUGUCUAAGCAUGCAUUUCGUAUGAUUGGAGAACACUGCCCUCUGCUGGAGGAGCUUGACCUUACUGACAAUCAUUUAGAUAAUCAAGGACUCAAGUCAAUCUCGAAUUGUCGCAAACUCUUGAUCUUGAAGAUUGGGUUAUGUAUGAAUGUUAAUGAUGAAGGCAUUAUUCAAAUUGGCAGGGGUUGCCCAAUGCUUCAGGAGCUCGAUUUGUACAGGUCUAUUGGAUUAACCGACGCUGGUGUUAUCGCAAUAGGCCAAGGUUGCCCAAUGUUGCAAACGAUUAACCUAUCAUAUUGCAUUGAAAUUACUGAUAAUGCUUUAAGAUCAUUAUCCAAAUGCCCCAAGUUGAACACACUGGAGCUUCGAGGAUGCUUUCGAGUUUCAAAUUAUGGCCUUGUUGCCAUUGCACUGGGAUGCAAAGAAAUUGUUAAGCUUGAUAUCAAAAAAUGUUAUGACAUCACUGAUGUUGGCAUGGUUCCUCUUGCUCACCUUUGCAGUCGUCUUCGUCAAAUAAAUCUCUCGUAUACUUCCGUAUCAGAUAUUGGGCUUUUAGCAUUGGCAAGCAUCAGUUGCUUACGAAGCAUGACAAUUUUACAUCUUAGCGAGUUGACGCCAAAUGGGUUGGCGACUGCACUUCUGACAUUCGGUGGUUCAAAGAAAGUGAAACUCAACUUGUCAUUUAAAUCUUUGCUUUCCCAGAAAUUAAUCACACACUUGGAAGAACGUGGAUGCAUAUUUCAAUGGAUGGACAGAGCCUUUAAGGCUGAAGUGGAUGACAAUGAAGUGUGGAAACAAAGGUCUCAAGACUUGGUGACCGUUGUGUGAAGGAAUUUGCCUCAUGAUAAGAACAAAGGUCUUUAUUCAAUAGGGUUUAGGGCGGGCAAAAUUCCAGUACAGCUUAUUUUGCAUCCUUUUGCUGACCUGUUUACUGAACUUUCUUAACUUGUAGUCUUGUUUGUCUGAGAUUUGGUUGAGCCUAUUAAU